Molecule: messenger RNA, 696 nt
Organism: Camellia sinensis
Lineage: Eukaryota; Viridiplantae; Streptophyta; Magnoliopsida; Ericales; Theaceae
Source: RefSeq, a predicted model, not a curated record
AUGGACUUUAUGGCUGUAGACUCUAUAGGCCUAUCCGGAGGGCUCUUAUGCAAUUGGGAUCCUAAGGUGUUUCAAUUACAAGCUUGUUGCAGUAGUAGAAGAUUCAUCAUGUUCUUAGGUACUCUGUUUAAAUCAUUUGAUUGUGUUAUUCUCAAUUUAUAUGCUCCAGACUCAGUUGGUGAUAGAAAGAAAUUAUGGGAUAGUUUGAUUAAACUAAAGAUGAACUUUCAAAAUCCUUGGUGUCUAUGUGGAGAUUUCAAUGAAAUCAAGAAUAUAAGUGAGAGAAAAGGUUGCUAUAGGAGAGAUAGGGGCAUGAAGGAUUUGAAUGAUUUUAUCGACAAGUGUGAAUUAAAUGAUAUGCCAUUACGUGGGAGGAAGUUCAUGUGGUGCAACUCAGCAGAAGCUAAGAAGUGGAGUAGAAUUUAUAGAGUUUUCGUAGACCCAAAAUGGAUAGAGAGGUUUAACUUGAAACUUUGGAGACUACCAAGAUGUAUUUCUGAUCUUUGUCCUCUAUUGUUGAUGGGGAAUGAGAGAGAUUGGGGCCCCAAGCCUUUCAGAUUUCUUAAUGCUUGGGCCUUGCACUCUAAUUUUACAGCUUUUAUAGAGAAGACUUGGAAGGAAAUAGUGGUUGAGGGAUGCGCUAGUUUUACUCUACAAAUCAAAUUGAAGACUUUGAAGCUUGCAAUAAAAAUCUAG